AUGUAUAACGCAGACGAGAAUGAAUGUGCCUUGGAAACUCACAGAUGUGAUUCUCACGCCACGUGCAGCAAUACUAUUGGAACAUACACAUGUACGUGUAAUCGAGGAUUUAACGGAAAUGGGACCGUUUGCGAAGCAGUAGACGACGUUGAUGAGUGUUUGUUGGGAACACACAGGUGUCAUUCUCAAGCCACGUGCAACAAUGAUGCUGUUGGAUCAUACACAUGUACUUGUAACGAAGGAUUUAUAGGAAAUGGCAACGUUUGCAAAGACAUUGAUGAAUGCACUUUGAAAACGAAAAAGUGUCAUCCACAAGCCUUGUGCAACAAUUCCAUUGGAUCAUACACCUGCUCUUGUAACAAAGGAUUUAUUGGAAAUGGGACCAUUUGCAAAGACGAGAAUGAAUGUGCCUUGGAAACUCACAUAUGUGAUUCUCACGCUACGUGCAGCAAUUCUAUUGGAACAUACACAUGUACGUGUAAUCGAGGAUUUAACGGAAAUGGGACCGUUUGCCAAGACGAGGAUGAAUGUUCCUUCGAAACUCGCAGUUGUCAUUUGCAAGCCUCGUGCAAGAAUACUAUUGGAUCAUACACCUGUUCUUGUAAUGGAGGGUUUUCAGGAAAUGGGACCUUUUGCCAAGACAGUGAUGAAUGUACUCUGAAAACUCACAAAUGUCAUCCUCAAGCCUCGUGCAACAAUUCCAUUGGAUCAUACACCUGUUCUUGUAAUAAAGGAUUUAUUGGAAAUGGGAUCGUUUGCAAAGACUUGGAUGAAUGUGUCUUGAAAACUCACACAUGCCAUUCUCAAGCUACGUGCAGCAAUACCAUUGGAUCAUACAACUGUACUUGUAAUGGAGGAUUUAUUGGAAAUGGGAUCGUUUGCGAAGACGCUGAUGAAUGUACAUUGGAAAGUCACAAAUGUCCUUCUCGAGCCUCGUGUAACAAUACUCUUGGAUCAUAUACUUGUUCUUGUAAUGAAGGAUUUGAAGGAAAUGGGACCAUUUGUAAAGACCGUGAUGAAUGUACUUUGAAAACUCACCAAUGUCAUCCUCAUGCCUCGUGCAACAAUACCAAUGGAUCAUAUACUUGUACUUGUAAUAAAGGACUCAAAGGAAAUGGGACCGUUUGUGAAGACAUGGAUGAAUGUUCCUUGAAAACUCACAGAUGUCAUUCUCAAGCCACUUGCAACAAUACUAUUGGAUCAUACAGCUGUACUUGCAACAGAGGAUUAAAAGGAAAUGGUACCAUUUGUGAAGGUAUCAUCCUCGAGCCAAGUGCAGCAACGCUGCUGGGCGAUACACUUGUACCUGUAACAAAGUGUUUGAUUUGUAAAGAUACAUUCUUAAUUCCCCAACGAAAAAACAGGUUCGUUUCUUUAGUCUUGGUUUCUGGUAAAGUGAACUUCAGCAAGAAAGACAAGUUUAGAAAACUCAUGAAGGAGGUCGAUGAAUUAUAUAAAAAGAAUGCAACUGCUCGAGAAAGAUCCGCGCAAAAUAUCAUCCAAGAACUGUCUAAUCUUACUGGACGUUAUCCUGGAAAUGAAAAGGAAGAAAUGCUACGUUCCGAAUAUCUUUAUGGCACCGUUAAAAUAAUCCAGAAAAUUGUUAAUUUAAAUAUUUCUGAUGAUUGCUUUAACAUAUUGGGUCCCGCAAAUAAUAUAUUGGAUGAUAGAAACAGAAAAUCGUGGAGAAAUAUGACGAACCGGAAUUUGGUCCGUGAUCUGGCGAUAACAUUGCAAAAUUAUGGAUUUCAAUGUGGGGAGAAAUUAAAGAACAACAAAAGUACCUUGCCCAUAUUUCGCAAUCAUUCUAACGUUCAGAUACGUGUCAAAUACCAAAAGCCCUCAGAAUUUCCACCUCAGGAAAGGGUUUUCAAUUUCCCAAAUACAUCGUUCAUUUUAUCACCGGACGCAAUUCGGAACACUUCCGGAGCUGUGGUAGUUGUCGUGUGGUAUAAGACACUGAACUUAUUCCUCACAAACAUUGAUUAUGAUGGCAGUAACCAUACAAUAAACAGCAAAAUCAUUACUGCUAGCGUCCGACCUGAACCAAAAAUGUCGUUUAAAGAACCUGUUCGUAUCAUCUGGGACGGAAAAGGAUUGGACAAACCAAAACGUUGCGUGUAUUGGAACCCGGAAUUAAAUGAGAAUGAGUGGAAAUCCGACGGAUGCAAAAGAGGGGAGUUAAAUAGUGACCGUUUACUAUGUGAAUGUGACCAUCUCACUGCUUUCGCUAAUAUGGACAUUUCGGAGACAAGUUUGUUAAGUAAAGCUGAGCGGGGCGCUUUGGAGAAAAUAACAACAGUUGGUUGUGUUCUAUCAUUGGCUGGUGUGAUAUUGACGAUAUUAGCCCACGUGUUGCAGUGGAAAAGAAUCCACAGAAAUGCCAAAAGCAAAGUUCCUUCUAAAGUUCUCAUGAAUCUCUGCGUUGCCAUUGGAAUGACAAAUGUCCUUGCUAUCCUUGCAGGACCUGGACGUGAUGAAGAGUUAUUUUGCAUAACCGUUUCAAUCUUGUUAUAUCUUUCGGUGCUCGCUUUAUUUGGAUGGAUGUUAUGCGAAGGGAUAGUAAUUUAUUUACAACUGGUUAAUGUUUAUGCCGGUUUGAGCUUGGGAGGCAAAUAUAUGAAGACAUUCUAUGCUAUUGGUUGGGGAUUUCCAUUGACCAUUGUCGUACUGUUAGUUGUGGUAUAUCAACCAUUUGACUUUAUCUCAGACCACUCAUGUUGGUGCCCGGUUGGCGGUGUGCUUUUUUGGAUUUUUGUGGGCACGAUGGGGCUGAUAUUGCUGAUCAACAUCGUUAUCUUUUUUCUGGCUUUACGAAAAGCUUUGUCAUCCAGCGAAGUGAGCACAAUCCGUAGUGAAGCUGAUACCGUGUUAAGAAAAGCAAAAAUCGGCUUGAAAGGUUCCGCUGUGCUUCUUCCAAUACUUGGACUAACCUGGGUGUUUGGAUUGCUGGUAUUCAAUCGAGAUACAGUUGUGUUUAAAUAUUUAUUCGCAAUAUUUAACUCGCUACAAGGAAUGAUGAUAUUUGCUUCCCAUGUGCUUUUAAAUACAAAGUUUCACGACGCCUUCUUGCAAGAAAAGAGAAAUCGUAAUGAAAGACGCAAUACCUAUGCUAUGAUAAAAAACAAUACUUCCAGCAGUAUAUUACAAACAACAAGUGAAUAUAGCAGUAGAAAAUUCAGUGUCUCACCUCAACCAGUAUUCUUGAGAGGAACUUUUGACAGAUCAGCAAUAAAAGUGGAGAAAAAAUGCACCCCAGAAAGAAUUACAGACGGUUUAGUCCAAGAUCUAGCUAUAUAG
This is a messenger RNA of Dendronephthya gigantea, 3300 nucleotides long. Its product is annotated as adhesion G protein-coupled receptor E1-like. Gene Ontology annotation, molecular function: G protein-coupled receptor activity; calcium ion binding. Gene Ontology annotation, biological process: G protein-coupled receptor signaling pathway; cell surface receptor signaling pathway. Lineage: Eukaryota; Metazoa; Cnidaria; Anthozoa; Malacalcyonacea; Nephtheidae. The transcript is spliced from 21 exons. Gene Ontology annotation, cellular component: membrane. The coding region runs from base 1 to 3300 and encodes 1099 amino acids. The record is from RefSeq and is a predicted model, not a curated record.